AUGGCAUUCAAUGCACACUGUCGAAUUUCUAGUGCCUGGUCCACUUUGUACUUACGUAUACGUGUUGAUAAUCUUUUGAUUCUUGGUAAUCAACUCAGUACAGAUAUGACAUAUGCGCAUACAGGUGAUGGUGGUGUCAUGGUAUCAAAUGGACAAACUCCAGGAACACAUGUUAUCGAUGUGGUAGCAAUGGCUAAUGGUGGUGGUUACGUUAAGGAUGGCUUUUUACGUGUUAAAUUAACCCAGUUUGAUCAUGGCGCAGAUAUUAAUAUGUCACCUGUGUAA
Messenger RNA from Didymodactylos carnosus, 285 nucleotides. NCBI's taxonomy places the organism in Eukaryota, Metazoa, Rotifera, Eurotatoria, Philodinida, Philodinidae. The record is from the annotation of a GenBank genome assembly.